GGACCGCAGGCGCCUCCGGUCGAGGACACGUAGUCGCGGUUGCGUGCUGGCCUACGGUUCGUCUGCUUUCAACGACGAGCUGUUCAACCUGCUUUUUGGGACACACGUUUCCCUCGGCUGAUACCACUGAACUUUGCAUCCUUUAAUUGGUAGAAUUUCAUCGAGAGGAACAGAUAAUGAAGCGUAGAAGAAUAAACGAGGUUAUCGAGCAACUUGGUAUUUAAACUUGGUAUCACCUGCGACGAGGUAAUAGCAGUUGAUCGGUAAAUGAGCUGAUCUAAUCGAAUGGAAGCACGACGCGGCGCGGCGGUACUCGAUGCGAAAAGAUCGUGAUUGAUCGACGAGACGAGCUGUUCGAGAUGACAAGGAUGAAAUUGAUCGUCACUGGGGAGGAUCGAUCGACGUUGAUAUUCAUGGGAACGAUGGGUACUCGUUGCUCGAGCUGGUCGAACUGCUGAGCUUUUACCAAGCUGUCUGAGCAUUGUCUCUGCUCUGUACCAUUUGCACGCGGAUGUUUAUGCUGGUGUCUCUGAUUCGUGGUGCACCGACUGCGCGUCUACGUGUGUGCCGUGUACACGGAAGAUGUACGACACAGCAUAGACCGUUACCGUGAUACGUUUGUCCCGCGCGAUUCUUUCCUGUUUGCCAGCAAACUUGGUAUACACGGUGUUUUGUGCACGAAAGAGUAGAAAACCGUGAGACAGACCGACUGAAAAAGCGGAGACGGUGGAAAAUAGAGUGAGUUCGGGGUGAGGAAACGGUAGAAGAAGAGAGAAAGAGGGAGCCUGGAGAGAGUAAUGAUCGUGACGACGGUCGCGCGGACAAAUGAACACCUCGGCACAGCGUUUGGGAUAUUCCAAAGAUGUGAGGAAUGAUCACGUGGGUGAUGGUCGGGCUGCUGCUGGCUGCGGAAACUUGCGGCAGAAACGUCCUCUCCGGAAACGGAAACGGAAAGGAGGAGACGAAGCAGAAGGACGGCCUGAAGGGAGUCACCGGCGACGAGGAAGACAUUUACCGUCUAACGUGCUACACUUGCGUCAACGUCAGCGAUAACCAGAUGUGCAACGAAUGGGCGAUAGAUACACCAUGUCCGGCAGGAGGUCGAGACUUCUGCAGAUCGCUGCACAUUUUAGACAGCCGAGGAAAUAGCGUCUUGGUGAGCAAAAGCUGUGCGAGUAGCGCGGAAUGUGGUCCUGCAUCGGUCGGUUGCAUCCCGGUGGACACCCAGCAGAUCUGCAUCAGCUGUUGCGAUCUGAGCUAUUGCAACAUCGAAUCGCCGACGAACGCGACGAACGCGAUCUUCUCGCGGAAACGUCGCGCCAAGUCGAAAUCGAAACGCAAACGACCCGGUAGGAACGGAGUCGAGGGUAGCCGAUUCUACGGUAGCGGAGCUUUUUGGCUCUUGGCCUCACUCUUCUAUGCAUAUCAUUGCUGAGCAAGCAACAACACCCGGCAACAAAGAAGAAACUAGUUUAGAAACGAUGAACCGCGCGACAGCCAGCCCGGCAACUAUCUCCAUCAAAUGCUCCUCUAAAAUUCGACGAGUUCCAGUUUGUUGGAAACGCUCACGUUCGUGGAAACUUUCGAAACCGUCUGUGACCCUGUUGAAAUCAAACGACAACCUUGUCGACGUUUAUCCUAACUCGUCUUCUCGUCUGGAUAUUUAGUCUCCCUUUUAAUCGUUACCUUUCAACGUGUAAACAUCCUUCCCGUUUCAAACGUUAGAGAAUCCUUCGUGUUACGACACUCGAACAUAUCUGCCAAGCGAUCCUUGCGAAUCGCGAGUAGCAGCGUUUUUGCGAAUUAUUUUCCGAACGGAUCGUGUGUACUCUAGCUACGUAAGAUAACAUUGUUAAGCAAAUCUAUCCAUCUUUACCUUCCGUUUGAAAAACAAGAAAAGAGAUCGAAAGAAUAAAAGAGUGGAAUCCCAGGAGUGGAAUUUCGCUGAAUCCUGUGCUGUCUGACAUAAAUAUACGGAUUACAGUUGACCGAGGAGCCGGCUUUCAAAGUCUCUCAGUGAUGGAAAAAAAGGAAUUGUUCUCUUUCUCGUCUAGUAUCGUAGUUUGCUAUGCCUUGUUAGAACUCGGCUCGAGUUUAAAGAAGAAGAAGAAGAAGAAGAAAAAGAAAUGGGAUUCACGAAACGACGAUAGAUUUAAUCAUCGAGUGUUCGCGAGAUUUCGGUGCCAAACAAGAGUAGGAAAAAGGAUAAAACCCUUUUGUGCAUACUAAUUUUAUAAGAAACAUUUCUUUUUUGCGAUCAAACUACGAAAGAACAAACGCAACAACAACAACAACAACAAGAAGAACAGAAUUGUUUCUGAAUUUUAGACUCGCCCUAUUGUUUCAGCGGGAUUUCGUUUCGCGAAAUGUCCAGAAAGAGGCGCACGAGAAAACGAAAACGAAGACGUUUACUGUGUUCCCUGCUGAUACAUUCAGAAUUUCAGUACCUGCCGGAGCAACGAUCGAUCGUUAUCCUCAAGGCACUUGUUAAGCGAACCCGCGAAUUCCCUGUACGGCUCGCAAGCAGGCAUUUCAUCCGACAAAUAAAGUAACCUGACUUCCUUUUUUCAACAUUCCUUUCCUCCUAUAUCCCGUACUUUCAUUCCGCGAGAUUCCCUUCGACUACGUUUGCUCGACGAUCGAUCAGUAGAAUAUAGGAACUGUCUCGAGUAAUCCGUAUUAGAUUUGCCGAGCGGAAGAAAAUUUUUAAUUACCCGAUCGAUCUCACGAAAAUGUUACAUUUAGAACGUUAUUAAAAAUUUAUUACAUGCCAUACAUUUCGUUCAACUACCUAAGAACCCGAUCGAUUUUCCAACAAUGUUACAUUCAGGAAAUUAUUGAAAAUUUAUUAAUCAGAUUCCUGAUUGUGUUCACUGCUGUUCUUUCCAGCUUCGAACACUGUUUCCCAAUCAAAUUAUUAACAAUUUUCCAACCACGGUACACCUGGUUUAAUUACAUUAAUACUACAUUAAUUUUAUAAUAAACGAGAUUGUAUCGGUUUUAAAAUCAAUCUUUCAUUUAACCCUUAUCGUUCACCGAGAACAUUCAAUUUUUGUAUAAGUAAAGUGUUUCUCGAGAGGAAAUGUUGGAGCAUAAUAGUGAAAGAAGGAGUUUGCCGGCGUACCGUGUUUGGCAAAUAGGUAUGCAAAUCAUGAAUUAUGCGAGCGAGCUGCACGCGGGAUUUGAAUUAUCGAUAAACUGGAAUUACGCGUACCUAAAAGCUGUUUACAUACCUACAGACUCGCCUACUACAAACUACUUAUUGCUAUUACGAUUAUUAACAAUUAUACACAUGAAUAAAUUAACAAACGAACAAAUAAAUGAAUGAAUAUAUAUAUUAUGAUAUAGAAAUUAUACAUUGUUUCGGCAUGAAGAAUGUAAGAAUACUGUUGGUAAUGAAAUAAAGAAAACUAUACUUGUCA
Messenger RNA from Osmia lignaria (orchard mason bee), 3422 nucleotides. RefSeq lists its product as uncharacterized. Gene Ontology annotation, molecular function: acetylcholine receptor regulator activity. The record is from RefSeq and is a predicted model, not a curated record. NCBI's taxonomy places the organism in Eukaryota, Metazoa, Arthropoda, Insecta, Hymenoptera, Megachilidae.